Messenger RNA from Ictalurus furcatus (blue catfish), 9947 nucleotides. Its product is annotated as R3H domain-containing protein 2. The transcript is spliced from 26 exons. The record is from RefSeq and is a predicted model, not a curated record. Gene Ontology annotation, molecular function: nucleic acid binding. Lineage: Eukaryota; Metazoa; Chordata; Actinopteri; Siluriformes; Ictaluridae. Bases 5711 to 8920 code for a protein of 1069 amino acids.
AUUGGUAGUCAGCUAAAGUUUGUAAAAGUCCAGUUAUAUAAAAUCCAUUUCCUUGGAAAUGUCUGGGAAAGCAACUAAUAUGACCAGGAUGUGGAUAGAAGUUACCCUGAUUAUGAAGUUUGAUCGUUAAUCGUUAUUUUAUGGCUAUAAAUAAGACAAUUUGAUGUGGUUCGGUUUUGUUUUGUAGUAGCACCGUACAUUAUGAAUUUGACUAAAGCCGAAAGUUUAAAAAGAGACUUUCCUUUUAAACAAGCUACGUCAGUAUUUCACUAAUCAGACCACCGAGGCGAAAUAAAAUGACAGAUCUGUGGUAAUAUGAAAAUCCAUCCCUUUCUAAUGUUUCUCACUCCUGUAGCUAGUCUCUGAUCCCUUGAGCUGGCUUCGUCGAAAUAAUCGACAGAAAUGACUGGAUAAACUGCGUCGGAGGAUCUGAUACACAAGUGGCGUGGUUCAUGUUUGGGAAAACAAAGGUCAUUUAACGUCAUGCUGCGAUCAUCGGCUCUGCUACUGUAUCCGCCACUUAAUGACCCCUGGCCGGUGUCUCUCUCUCAAAAAACUUCUGAGCGGACUUUAGAUUUAAGUCGCGAGGCUUAUUUGAUUACCCGGCUGUAAAAAUGUGUCACUGUGCUUGUUUAUAUGGCACUAAAUAGUGAGAUAACAGCAUGUAUUAGGUGUUGUGAAAGUAUUGUUUUACUAUGCUUGGCAGCAGUGAGAGGUACGAUGGUGGAAACGUGAAGCAAGACGGAAUUUGUCCAGCAGUAGAGAUGCUGAAAGGGCAUUUCUGCUGUGGGUGAUUGUGGCUGAGAAAAUGCCUGAUGAUAGAAAUAUUCAUCGUUGGAUAUGGUUCUUCUUCUGAAACACAACAAGCUGUGAUUGGUGACUGCGUAUAUCUGUGGAGUAUACAUGUCUGUCUAUUCUCCUGUGUGAAUUCAGCCAUAGCAUUGAGAAAAAUAAGAGAAUAAACUAAACCAAACUUAAAUAAAGUAAGAGGAUACGCUAAACUGUAGUUCUGUGUCCUUCCUAGAACCGUGAUCCCAGUUGCAUUCUGCCACUCAAACGUUCUUACUGAUAUGUUUUUAUAAAGUGUGAGGUAUUGCCUUGCUGCCCAGCCCUUGUGUCACGUUGUAUAUCAAUUGCAGUUUGACGCUUUGUUCAAGAUGCACAUUAUAUCAUUUUUAAAGACAAUAAAACAAGCCAAACCUAUACCGAAAAAGCCAUUUGCUUUCCACGGAAACAAUCUUCAAGAACAUGCUUGGAACAAAAAUUGAAAGACCUUUUUUUUUUUUUUUUUUUUUUAUAAAAUUCCAGUCAGAUCAGUGUGUUGGUGAAAAGUGUGCUGAAUCAGACACAAAACCAGCAUGCUGUGUUGUCUGUGAUUUUCAUUUUCAAAACCCUUUUGAACCCCUUUAUUUGUGGAAGCGAUAGUUCUCUAAGCUUUCUGUGACCUGUUGUUGUUUUUCCAGUAUAGAUCCAGUGGUAGAUCACAGCUGUAGUGAAACGCGACUCUCCUGAUUGUUAGGACCGUGUCAACCCUCCUAUGCGCAGUGGAGGAAAACAUUCCUGGCUCUUGCCCAGAUAAAUUCAGAUUAUUACUUGCUGUAAGUACAAGCACCACCUCCAUGAAUAAUUUAGAUCAAAUUGAUUUUCUCAUAUUUCUUCUUGUUUGCUAAAAUGGUGAGUCCCAGUCUCAUUGUGGUCAGCUUCUAAAAGUGUUGUGCUUAAUGUACGACACGGGCUCGAGACUGCACAAUAAACUACUUCAUAUUGCAGUUAGGUUUUCAAUGGCAUGAGAUUGACUUUGACUUGAUAUUAGUUUACAUUAUCACAUUUUCUCCGACUCAUUUAAAGCUGCUUUUUUAAAAAAAACAAAACAGUUAUAAGUGAGUCAGUAUGUUUACAUGGACAACGAUAAUCCGAUAUUAACCCGAUUAAGAAACUAGCAUGUAAACAGCGAUUAUUGAUGACCUUAAUCCAAUUAAAGUCAUACUUGAAGUAAACACAAAUGGAAUUAAGACAUGUGGAGUAUUCCUGUUUUAGUCGCAUUAUCGAACUGCAUUACAGAAAUGUACACACCUUAAUCACACUAUUAACAUCGUGUAGGAGUUUUCACCGCAUUUUGCGACAGGACACGAUCACACACGGCAGUGCUCAACCGUUUGAUGGCAAACGAGUGAGGCUGCAUCCGAAACCGCGUAUUUACCUACUAUAGAGUAGGCGAAAUACAUGUAUUUCUAUAUAUUAUAUAGUAGUAAGUAACCGGUUUCGGACGCAGCCCACGGCUUCAAGCACAUGUCUCUUCGCAUGACAAAUAAUUAACUGUACUUGAAGCUUUCAUAAAAUGAAAAAUAAAAACACACAAAUCUGUAUACGGUACCAUAACGAAGACGAACUGUAUGUUUGGAGGGAACGUCGGACGGCGUGGAGUGGGGACGUAAUGACGUGUGAUGUUAAUCGAGCUAUGUUUUAUAGCAUGUAAAACCCGAACGUGAAAGGAAUAUUCUAAACGCGACUCAUGUAAACACCUUAAUCACAAUAUUGUCUUACUCAGAAUAAGGUCAGUAGUUAGAUUAUUGUUGUCCAUGUAAACGUAGUCAGUGUGGUAACAUGUAGGGUUUAAGGGUUUCAAGCGAACUGCUUUCUUAACUUUUUUUUUUUUACUUUACUUCCUUUCAUUUUGUCACCAUGGCCAACCUCGAUGAGCAUAGCACUUACCUUGCGUGCACUCUAGCGAGCGACAACGCGACAGGCAAGCGCUCAGGUUCUACGCACGUGUGCGUAAGAGCCGUGAUUUCAGCGAAAACGUGAUGAACGGUUUAACACGCACUGCUCUCAUCAGCAAAAGAAACCCAAGGAGGUAAAAAUCUGUCUGGAUGACAUUUUUAAGAUUUGUACCAAAAUACGUUUUGCAUUAGCACGUGUCUGUUUUCUCCUCCUGAUAUAUUUGUAUUUCCUGGAACGUGCACGUGCAAAACAGCAGAUGUACAUGAAUGCCUCCAUGUGCUAUAUAAUAACACAUUAGGUUCAAAUUUUGGUGUUAUUGGCCAGCACGUUGGCUGGGACGGUCACAAAGACUGGACAUAUUUUGUUAAUGGCUUCUCAGAUGCCAAGAGCAUUUCCCCCACAUGUAGAAAUGUAAAAACAGUAAUAUUAAUAAUAACGACCUCUCCGAUUGGUUUCACGACACCAGAAGCAGUCUUUCUCCUAUUUGAGAGCACCCAGCUAUUUUCUCUGAUAUUUGGCCAUGAGAGCUUGGUGUCAGCUAUAACAAUGUGCAGCUUUAUUUGGUGCGGUCCUCCCACAUACAGCAGUGAGUCAUAGACGCCGGUGAUUCUGGCUCAUAUUUAGCAGGAAGCACUGCUCAGAUAUUGAUGAGGGAGAAUCCACAGUAUUACGUCUUAACGCCGUUUGCACCUAACAAACUCGAUCAUUUACUCAAGUUAAGCAUAAGCUAUAUAAGCACUUAUUUAUUUAUUUUUUAAGGCCAAACCAAGCAAGAAAAAAUCCCCCAAGGUUUUGGUAAAGCUGAUUUUCUUCUUACUGACAUGUCGAUAAAUGCCACGUAACCGUGAAGUUCCGGAGACGCACACUGACUCUUGGUCAUUUUAAACGGCCGGCGUUUUUAGUCAUGAUUUGAACUUGAAAUAAAUAAGCUGUUUAAACCAUAUAAUCUGUAUCUAGAAUUACAGUGUGUCGUGCCAGUUAUAUGAUUUAUACGUAUCAAUCAAUUCACAUUGGUGAGCUUUUGUAGCACGUUUUCUUUUUUUUUUCUUCUUCUCCAAACUAACAUGGUUUUCAUGAAUACUGUUCCUGUGUAUAUGCUCCUGCAAGUAGAUUUAUGUAGAAUUGCAUUUGCUUCGUAAUUGGGUCACUGCCGCUCUAAACUCUUGAUUGAUCUUACUGUAACAUGCAUAUGCAAAUGGAGACGUACAUUAUUCGUGCACAUUCUCUUCAUGCUUAUUUUCUUAUGGUUUGGUUUACAGCAGAAGCAGAAUAGCGCUCUUUUUUUUUUUUGCUUCAGAGAUUGGAAGUGCUAUUUAUAGAUACCUACUGGAGCACCAAGUGUGUGGUGCUGCUGCAUCUCCCUCCUUCUCUCUGUCACGCUCACCUCCAAGCUUUCCCACUUUCCUCCCAUAUUUACCAUGCUGUUCUCACCUCUCAGAACUUCAUAUCAUUUGAUCGAGUUCCUGUCUGUAUUUCUAUUUUGGGUCUUCUCCUUUUGUCUUCUGCAUCCUGGUCUAUUUUAUUUAUUAUUAUUUUUAUUUUUUACUUUGCUGUCGUUUUCUGAUGCUUCCAUGCUCUCGUUCUAUGCUGUUGUCUCUUUCUUUCCGCCAUGCUCCAUUCUUCUGUUCUGCACCUCGCAGUCUAUCGCUUUCUUUCUCUCUCGCUCCUUUUUUUUUUUUUUUUUCCUCGGGAUUGUUGAAUGUUAAUUAUUGAUGGUUGCUGGAGGGUGGGGAUUGCUGUUAUAUAUCAAGUAAGGAGCCUGGUUUCUGAUUGGACAUACAAGCCUUUUCACACAUCUAAAAAUAAAGGUGGCCAAACUCAGACAAGAUUGUCUAUGUAACUUUAGGAUCAUUUGGGGGUGGGGGAUGCGUUUUGCAGAUGAAUAUGACUGAGAGAUGUAGAGACAAGCUUAUUGAAACACGAACACGCACAGCUCCAGUUCUGUUUAAUCUCCACUAAACAGUGGUGCAGUGUUAAUGUGCUACUGCAGUUGGCACGACUGGAACGGACUGUUCUUGUUCCCUAAAUGAACGUGAAGCUUUCCAAACAAAGCAGCUUACUUUGGAAAUACUUACACUCAAAUUAUAGUAGAGAGAUGUACCGUAUUAGCUUUCACAGUAGCUGCAAUAUCUCUACCAACGUUUCAGACUUAAUAAUAAUAGUUGCUAAUAGUGGAAUUAAAUUUGUGUCAAAAAUAUUGAAUGUCACUUUUCAAAAAAGUAACAAAAAUAUACAAUGAGAGAAGAAAAACAGUCUGAAACUGAAAACGGUGAACUCAGUAACGUGGUCUUUAAAUAAUAAGAGAGUGUUCUUUGUUAACAGUUUUCUAAGCUUUGUUUUCGCUCCUCAAGUUUACGUUCGCCAUUCUGGCACAAAUCUCUUGUGUGGGCGGGGCUUAACAGUGAUUUACUCUGAUUGGCUGGUGAGAUUUGGAUCGAUAGCUCCCUGACCAAGAAGAAGAGACUUCAGUGUUGUGAAUUUUGGAGAGCGUUCUGGAUGCGGUUCUCUGUAUAGUUAUAGUGUUUGUAUUUUGUAGUGGAGAUUACUUACUUAUUUAGUCAGUAUAGUAGUUUGUAAUGAAUAUUUGAGGUUUGGGUAGUCUCAUGCGACUAUUUUUUUUUUUUUUAGAUGAGCCUCCAGGAGAAGCACGGAGCGUCGUCAUCAUCAUUAUCCUCCUCGUCCUCCUCAGCUAGGCACUCAAAAUGUCAAGCCAAAUCUCACUAGCCAGUCAGACAGGAGGGGUUUAUGUGACUGUGCUUGGAGAACUGCAAGAUGCAGGAGCACUGAGGACACACAAUCUCACCAUGGCGUGUCCCCCAUCCCCUUCCCCUGUUUAAGAGCACCAUCUGUCCAACAUUUUGUCUCUGGGGCUUCAGAGUGGAGCCCCACACACCAACACACUACAGUUUCAGUCUUCUGUGUUCUUGCGUGCAGAAGGUGUGUGUGUGUGAGAGAGAGAGUUGGGUUCUAGCCUCUCUGCUGAAGGAAGAUGUCUUUGGUAUUGCCCCUGGAUGGGGUGAGAGAGGGGGAGAGCGUGCUGGUUACUGAAACUCCUGCUGCCAGCCGCUGUAAAGGAACCUCUAUCACACUGAGCAAAGACAACAACGCUGAGAACAACUGUGCAGAGCCCGAUGACAACCUCGCACAAGACACACAGAAACGCUGUCAAAACCAUGGCCAUAGCAGGAAAAGAGCCAAGUCCAAUGCCAAGCUGAAGCUGGUGAGGAGUCUAGCAGUGUGCGAGGAGUCCUCAGGCAUGUUUUCUACCGAUGGACCUGCCGAGAGCCAGGAUAUUAUUCAGCUCCACAUCAGCUGUCCGUCAGACAAAGAGGAAGAGAAGUCUUCUAAAGAUGAGUAUGAGAGCGAGGAAAGGGAGAAGGACAAAACUCCACACAAGAUGCUCUCACGUGACUCCAGUCAGGAGUACACCGACUCCACAGGCAUCGACGUGCAUGAAUUCUUGGUGAACACACUGAAAAACAACCCCAGGGACAGAAUGAUGCUGCUGAAGCUGGAACAAGAUAUACUGGAGUUUAUCAAUGAUGAUAACAAUCAGUAUAAGAAGUUCCCCCAGAUGACCUCAUACCAUCGCAUGCUGCUACAUCGAGUAGCAGCUUACUUUGGCAUGGACCACAACGUCGACCAAACCGGCAAAGCGGUCAUCAUCAAUAAGACGUGCAACACCCGCAUCCCUGAGCAAAGGUUUUCUGAGCACAUUAAAGAUGACCGAACCAUGGAUUUCCAGAAGAAGUUUAUCUUGAAGAGGGAUGAUGCAAGCAUGGACAAAGAUGACAACCAGAUUCGUGUUCCUUUGCAGGACGGCCGUCGUAGUAAGUCCAUCGAGGAGAGAGAGGAGGAAUAUCAGCGUGUCCGAGAUCGAAUCUUUGCUCGGGAAUCUUCUCAAAACGGAUACCUCAACGACAACAGACUUUCCACUGAAGGCUACUCCUCUUCCUCCCAAAGGAGGAGGCAGAUCUUUAGGGGGAACAAAGAGUGCUCGAGCCGGCCAUCGAGCAGUCGUCAAAGCAGCACUGACAGCGACAUGAAGAGUUUGGAGCCACGGCCAUGGAGCAGCACGGACUCGGACAGCUCAAACCGCACACUCCGGCCUCCCGUUACCAAGGCCAGCAGCUUCAGUGGCAUCUCCAUCCUCACACGCGGAGAUAGUCUGGGUAGCAAAGGCUCACAGGGCAGUGCCAGGGGCUCACGCACAGGUCUUCCUCUUGUAACCACAGAGGCUUGUACCCAGCCGCCUCAGCAGAGCCGCACUCUUCUGCCCUGCCCUUCCAGCUGCCCCUCCAAUGUUCCUCAGAGCCAGGCUCCUCCACCGCCUCCACAAACGGCUCUGCUGCCCACCCCUACUCACACUCUCACACACUCUCACCCGCAGCACCCCAUCGGCAGCCACAGCCAUAAUCACAUGCUGCCACAGCCGGUGGCAUCUCUUCAGCCCACUCCGCAGCCUGUAUCAUAUUCCAGCACCUCCUGCCCUCAGGUCAUCCUGCCUGUUUCUCCUUCUCAGCAGUAUAACUUGGCUGAUGAGUUGACUCCAGGUUUUGGACAGAUGUCUUUGAGCCGUCAGGGCUCCAGUGAGGCUCCAGAGCCACCAGGACUCUACCAGCCUCCACCUGCCGUGUUAUCCCAGCAUCCUCCGCCACAGCCAGGCUACAUCAUUGCCCCACCUCCGUCCAGCUACCAGCCACCCACAGCCCAUCCGCACCCCCCUCCACCAGCUCCACCCCCGGCUCAGCCAGUACUGCAGACAGCUCCUCCCGCACAGGGCUACAUGCAGCCCCCUCCACCACCUCAGCAGAUCCAGGUGCAGUAUUAUUCUGCUGGUGGACAGUAUCCAAGUUCAGGACAACAGUACAGGUCCAUGUCUCACCAAGUGUCAUACCCUGCUCAGCGCUCUCAGCCCAUGCCACCGCCAGCACAGCCCUCUGCUCCUCUCCAGCCCAUCAUGGCCAGUCAGCAGCCAGCAUACCAGGGAAUGAUGGGAGUUCAACAGCCGCAGAGUGCCAGUAUCAUGAAUUCUCAACGUCCAGGAAUGAGUGGACAGAUACAAGGCAUGGUGGUACAGUACACACCUAUGCCCUCCUAUCAGGUGCCCGUAGCUAAUGAAACCCAGCCUGUGGUGCAGCAGCAGUACCAGCAGCCUGUCAUGGUGCCCGUUAGCCAGUCUGUACAGGGCGCAAUGCCACCCGCCCCACCCAUGCCUGUCUAUUACAGCGUCCUUACGCCGGCACAACAGAACAGCACAAGUCCAUCUGUGGGCUACCUGCAGCCUCCCAGUUCAGAUCAGUACCAGAUGACUCAGUCCCCUUCCCCCUGCAGUCCUCAGCAGAUACAGCAGCAGUAUUCAGGAGUGCCACCUCCUGGUCCAAGUGUUAUGGUGAUGCAGUUGAGUGUUCCGAAUGGGCCACAGCCUACCCAGAAUCCUCCCAUGGUGCAAUGGAAUCCCUGCAAGUAUUACAGUGUGGAGCAGAGACCCAGCAAACCUGAGCCACAGGUCAGCACUCAGUUGAGUAGUCCACUAGCAUCUCCUACUCAGUCACCCACUCCCACUCCAUCGAGCAGUGGAAACAAUGUGUGUCCUGGGCUCGGCCCACUGCCUCUCAUUUCCCAGUUUCCGCGGCCUGGUGGACCCGCACAAGGGGAUGGCCGCUAUUCGUUACUGGGGCAGCCUCUGCAGUACAGCUUGUGUCCUCCAACCAUCAUGCACAACCAUAGCCAAUCCUCAUACAGCUCCCACCAGAGCUCAGGAGUGAUAAAGCAUGGAGCCCGAGGAAAGAAACAGACACUGAAAUCUGCCUCUACAGAUCUAGGCACUACUGACGUGGUGGUGAGUCGUGUGCUGGAGGUUACAGACCUGCCUGAGGGCAUCUCUCGCCCAGAGGCCGAGAAGCUCUUCAACCAGCUCUCGAUGUGCGGGGCCAAGAUCCAGUGGCUGAAGGAGCCGCAGGUAUCCCGGGGAACUGGCAGUACCCCAGCGCAUGGAGCUGGAGGGGGUGGGUCAGUAGGGACGGGUGACCGCCACGACCCAGCACACCUCUACACCGUGGUGGCAGUGUUCCCCAACACCAUGGCUGCACAGAGCGCUUCCUUUAAGCUCAACAACAGCGGAGGGAGCCUGUUCAAACUGCGUGCUGCCAAAAAGAACUAUGAUCUGCGCGUACUAGAGAGAGCUAGCUCACAGUGAGGAAAGAGAGAGAGAGAGGGAGAGUAGUGGGGUGAAAGAACGGAGAGAAGAAAGAGAUCAUACUGAUUUUUCGAGUCUCUUUUUUUUUUAUUGUAUCAUUACGCAAAGAGGACAUAACACACGUAAGCAUGUGUACCUCUGUUGUACCUUUGUAUAUAUAAUUCCUUAUGUACACACAGACGCGCACACACUUACACACACGGCCAUGCACUGGACAGAGGGUGUUGGACAGGCUCCUCCCCAUCUUUUUCUGUCUCUCUUUUCAUCCUGUCUUGUCCUUCUCUCCCUCUCUCUGGCUCAUAUUUCCUCUAUCACACUCUUUUUCUGGCGACGCUCUCGCCCCCACCCCCUGCAUUUCUCUGCACUUUCAAGACGGCUUUCUCUCUUUCUUUCUCUCUCUUGCUUUCCGUUUGCCUUAAUGCUGUUGUGGACUUCCGUAUUGCGCUGUUCUUUCUCAUAUUCUCUCUCUCUCUCUCUCUCUCUCUCUCUAUCUUUCUCUCUCUCACAGAUGAAAUAUUGUUCCUCUUUUGUUCGAUAUAUUUAUAUAAGUGAUGUAAGGAUUAUAAGAAAUCUAUAUAUUCAGUGAUUUUUUUUUUUUUUUUUCCUCCCUCCCCUGGUGGAUAAGUUAAAGUUCCUUUACAACCUGUCCCCAUCCAUGUCUUUCCUCCCUGUUCCUAACCCCCACCCCCUCGUCCCUUCCUCCAUAAUCAUUGUGUUUUGCAUCUUUUUUUGUGACAGCUGUGCAGAAAGUUAUGAGGUAUUUAAGUGCACAAAGAUUGCAAAUGUCUACUGUAAAUUCCAUUUAUUCUGUUCUUUUGUUUGUUUUUAAAAAUAUAAAAGAAGACAAAAAAAAAGAAAUCCCUUUCUGUGUGUUUUUGAACGAAGAGGAGUUUGUAGAGAAAGAGCAGCGAGAGAUGCAAGUGUAUAAUGAUUUAUAACAACAUUGGACAUCAUAUUACUGAUGAUUGUUAUUUGAAAUACGGAGAAACCCCCUCAAAUUAAAGAAUUAAAUUGAGUACAUGAGUCA